This is a messenger RNA of Cebus imitator (Panamanian white-faced capuchin), 771 nucleotides long. Its product is annotated as cadherin-23-like. The transcript is spliced from 5 exons. NCBI's taxonomy places the organism in Eukaryota, Metazoa, Chordata, Mammalia, Primates, Cebidae. The record is from RefSeq and is a predicted model, not a curated record.
AUGUGGUCCUGGUUCCAGUGGGAUGCUAGGGAGGGAACACGCACCACAGGUGCCAGGGCCUCACACCCCAGCCAAGCCAAUCCCAUGUGGCUGGAUCCCUUCUGUCAGAAACUGGAGGUGCCCACCCAGGUGGAGCAUGAGGAUGACCUGCCGGAGAACCUCAGCAAGAUCGCCGACCUGUGGAACAGCCCCACGCGCACUCACAUGAGCCCCCAGGGAACUUUUGGGCAUGAGCCAGCAGCUGUCAAGCCUGAUGAUAACUGAUACCUGUGGGCCACCAUCUAGGAGUAUGACAACAUUGCCAAGCUGGGCCAGAUCAUUUGGGAGGGGCCCAUCAAGGGCUCACUGCUGAAAGUGAUCCUGGAGAAUUACCUGCAGCUCAAAAAGCUCUUUGCACAGCAGAUGGUGCAAGAAGCCUCCUCCUGUCACUCCUCCAUCUCUGAGCUGAUCCAGACUGAGCUGGAGGAGAAGCCAGGGCACCACAGCCCAGGGGAGGCGUGCCUGCGCUUCUGCCACAAGCCGCCAGGGGAGCUCGAGGGGCCCUAUGGGAUCCACGUGGUGAACGGCAGCACGGGCACACUGCUGGCCACCAAUCUCAACAGCCUGCCCGAGGAUGACCAGAAGGGCCUGGGCCGCUCGCUGGAGAUGCUGACCUCUGCUGAGACCACUGCCUUGGGGUACAACACCCUCACAGAGUCCGCCAAAUCCAUACCCCUGCACAAACUUCAUGAUGUGAUCAUGGAGAGCCCCCUGGAGAUCACGGAGCUGUGA